Coccidioides immitis RS is the source of this 946-nucleotide messenger RNA. RefSeq lists its product as uncharacterized. Bases 15 to 503 code for a protein of 162 amino acids. The record is from RefSeq and is a predicted model, not a curated record. The transcript has a single exon. NCBI's taxonomy places the organism in Eukaryota, Fungi, Ascomycota, Eurotiomycetes, Onygenales, Onygenaceae.
AUUUUUUUUUUUCGAUGGGGAAUCGGGAGGCAAAGAAGCAACCAGGAGAUGGCCGGAAUGAGCAUGCUGGGCCACAGCCAGUCGUUGACCCAGUCCUGCCAGCGAAAAUUACGCAACCGACCGUAUUGCGAUUACCGCAAACCCUCACAGAACCAUGCUUCCAGAACGAAGACGUCAAGUUGCGCCACAUCCACACACGACGAAGGCAGUUUCGAUAUUACAGCAGGGCCCAAAUAUGCCCUGUCGAUCAGGCUAAUGGCAGGGUUGUUGACCCUUCCAUGCCCAAAUCGAGCUAUUUCAAUCACCUAAUACCUGCAGACGCUCCAACAACCCUCUUCAACCGCCCCCGGCCAGCGCCGUACCAAGCCGUAAAUUACCGGGCAGCACAACACCCGAACGUGCGCCCCUUAUCUGAUCGAACCGCGUCGUGCCACCCGAGAGCGCCAAGCCCCGCCGCCGAAUUUUGCCCCAACAAGGAAAUUAUCUCCACGUUUCCGCGCUAAUCACGCCACCAACUGCGGAUCAGAUAACUCGCCUGGCCCAUCAGAUUAGAUUGUGCUGCUUGAUCGGUCGCAAAGGCUGGCCUGGAUUCAGAUUAUCAGAUUGAUAAUGCCUGUCGUGCCGUGCGUUUCAUCAUUGUACGAAUGGGCGCUGUUGAGAGCGAGCGACCGACCCCGGCCGGCGACCAUCUCGUUCCGCUCAUGUCCACAAUCGCCAAGGGCCAAUGAACCAAGCAACAAGCAAAGUUUGGCUACAAGCCUUCAGAUCAUCGAGCUAAUUCGAUCGCAAUUCCGCCUUUACCGAGGUAGGGGUGGAAGAUGCCUUGCCAGGCCGACUUCCUGGCCUGUCCAUGAUGCUUCUGGCGAUGCAGAUGGGUCCAUUUAUGUCAACACGUAAGACAAGACUAACUAUGCAUUUAACUCAGAAGGGAGAUUGACAAAUGCAA